UUUUUAUUUUUUGUUUUGCAGCCCUCACCAGAGCCAAUUAAAACUGAUGGUGUUGAAGAAGAUAAGAAGACAGAAGAAAAGGUAGAGGAGAAGGCAAAUGAUAAAGCCGAUGAUGAACAGAAAGGCAAGACAGAAGAAGCAACAUCUGAAAAGAUGGAUACUGACGAGAAAAAAGAGGUACCAAAGCCAAAGACAGAAGCAAGUGUUCCAGAAGAAACAAAAACUCCAGAGAAAGCUGUACCGUUGUAUGACCAACCCCUGGAAAUGAGUGGGAAACGAGAUCGCAAGAAAGUGGAACGUUUCAUACAAGAAGAAAAAAAAGAGGAAUUAAAGUUUGAAGGAAGCGGCACACCCUUAGGAGAUAUACCAUUUAUUGAAUUUAUGUUAAAAAAAACACACCAAGAUGAACUAAAAGUACUACAUAGGGUUGCCUAUGGUCGCCCAGGAAGUGGUGUAGAAAUCAAGAAAAAUCUAAGAAAAUUCAAUGGUUUUGGAUUUACCAAAGAAGAUAAAAAGUUUGAAGGAAAGUCUUUAAGUUUAGAAAAAGUUACGAAGGCUGAAAUUACUAAAAUCUUAAAGAUCUUAGGUAUGGAAGUAGGUGGUUCUAAAAGGGAGAUCGUUGACAGAUUUAUGGAUUUCAUGCUAGAGCCUAAAGAUAUGGGAAGAAAACCUCCAAAAAUAAAGGUCGGUAAAGGAAGAGGGCGACCCAAAAGAGACCAUAACCAAUCUAAGAAUACCUCCACUGAAUCAUACAGUGAAGAUGAAGGAGGUUCUGAUGAGGGGAAUGAGGAUGAGGAGAAUGAUGAAGAAACUACCAAAAAGCGCAAGAAAACUCCAGCUAAGAAGACACCAGCAAAGAAGACCCCAGCUAAAAAACCAUCAGCAAAAAAGUCUGCUGCAAAAACACAAGCUAAUGUAGCCAAGACUGUAUCAUCAGAUUCUGACAGCGAAUCUGAUGAUGAACCAUUGGCUAAAAAAGCAAAACAUCCACCUUCAGAUAGUGAAAUUAAGGCUAUGGUUAAGAAGAUCUUAGAUGGCGCCAACCUUGAGGAAGUAACAAUGAAGAGUGUUUGCAGACAAGUUUAUGACAGCUACCCAGAUUUUGAUUUGACGCAUAAAAAAGACUUCAUAAAAGAAACUGUCAAGUCGAUUAUCUCGUGAUCUGUCUAACAAGUGAUUUGUGCAUAGUACAAAGUUGUGGGUUUUUAUAGAUGUGUCAGAGGAAUAUGUGAGAAAGUUCAGCAUCUUGAGAAGCCAAAAGAGGGCUUGAUGUCCUUUUUGUUUUGCCUUCUGGAUCAUAGCUAUCCCUUGGAAACAUGAGUGUGUAGCUUUAUAUUGGAUUAUUUUUUAUAUCACUGGUUUGGCUUGGUUUGCUUUCAAUCGUGCCAUUAGAAAUUGACAACUCUUUGAUGGUGAGAUGAUAUUUUGAGCUAUGAGUAGGUUGUUUAUACUCAGUUGACAGCUUUUCAUUGUGAAUUAAAAUUGUUACUUUAAUUUUUCAAUUUGCCUUCAUAUUUAAAUUGAGAAUGUAUGUAGUACAUUGUUUUACACCAGAUGUCGAGAUUUAUAUAUAAAUUUUUGAAUCUUACGUAUGCUUCUGUUCUAACAACUAAUUUUUUCAAGUUUAUGGUCAGUGAUUCUGAGAUUUGUGAAACUGAAAUAGUUACUUUAUUUUUUUAAAAUUGCCGAUGCAGAACUGAUUUUAAUCAUGUAUAGCUUUUAUGGCAUGUAGAUAAAAUGCAACCAGUAUUUUUAUCGAGAUAAGAAACCCGUAAUAUGUUACAUUGAUGAAACUGAAACCGUAGCAUUUUCACUGGUCAGAAUCCCUGAUGCUUUUUCCCAGAUUUUACCCUCCUGUUCUUUGUCCGGUAAGGUCUUAAAAUGUAAAAUUAUUCUAAUAAAAUUUUAGUUAU
This is a messenger RNA of Macrobrachium nipponense, 1913 nucleotides long. Its product is annotated as protein DEK-like. NCBI's taxonomy places the organism in Eukaryota, Metazoa, Arthropoda, Malacostraca, Decapoda, Palaemonidae. The record is from RefSeq and is a predicted model, not a curated record. Gene Ontology annotation, cellular component: nucleus. Gene Ontology annotation, molecular function: histone binding; DNA binding. The transcript is spliced from 7 exons. Gene Ontology annotation, biological process: chromatin organization; regulation of double-strand break repair. The coding region runs from base 154 to 1161 and encodes 335 amino acids.